Messenger RNA from Sphenostylis stenocarpa, 2519 nucleotides. Lineage: Eukaryota; Viridiplantae; Streptophyta; Magnoliopsida; Fabales; Fabaceae. The record is from the annotation of a GenBank genome assembly.
CCCCUGAGUUGCUACAAGCCAUUCAAGGGUCUCGCCUUUUCCUCACUCUCUUCUCAAAAAACUAUGCUUUCUCUACUUGGUGCUUGCGUGAACUAGCAGAGAUCUGUAACUGCGUUGAAACGUCGCCAAGACGUGUUAUACCUAUAUUUUAUGAUGUUGAUCCUUCAGAUGUGCGAAAACAGAGUGGGUGUUAUGAGAGAGCAUUUGCAGAACACGAAGAAAGAUUCAGAGAAGAUAAAGAAAAGAUGGAGGAAGUGCAGAGAUGGAGAGAAGCUCUCACUCAUGUGGCCAAUCUCUCUGGUUGGGAUAUAAGAAACAAGCAACAAUAUGCAGAAAUUGAACAAAUUGUUCAAAACAUAAUAAAUAUACUGCGUCCCAACUUAUUAAGUCUUCCAAAUGAUGAUCUAGUUGGGAUAGAGUCUCGGAUUGAAGAAUUAGCAAAUGUUCUAUGUUUGGAGUCAGUUGAUGAUGUUCGAGUUGUUGGCAUUAGUGGGAUGGGUGGCAUAGGAAAAACAACUCUUGCUCGCGCUUUAUAUGAAAGAUUCUCUCGUCAAUAUGAUUUUCAUGGUUUUAUUGAUGAUGGAACAAGUUUGGUGUGGAGUAGGCUACACAGUACAAAGACAUUUGUUGUUCUUGACAAUGUUGAUGAUGUUGAACAACUGAGAAUGUUUACAGGGAAUAGAUACACUUUGUUGCGUGAAUGCUUAGGUGGAGGGAGCAGAAUCAUCAUAAUUUCCAGGGAUGAGCAUGUAUUGAGGACACAUGGAGUGGAUGAUGUUUAUCAAGUCCGCCCUUUGACUGAAAAAAAUGCUGUCGAGUUGUUUUGUAGGCAUGCUUUCAAAGUUAAUUAUAUUAUGAGCGAAUAUGAAGGAUUGGCACGUGAUGUACUAUCACAUGCUGAAGGGCAUCCCUUGGCAAUUAAAGUAAUUGGGUCAUCUUUGUUUGGUCGAAACGCAUCACAAUGGAAAGGUGCAUUGGGUAGGCUCAAAGAGAAUAAAAGUAGAAAUAUUAUGGAUGUUUUGCGUAUAAGUUUUGAUCAGUUGGAUGAAGGAGACAGGAAUAUUUUUGGAUAUUGCUUGCUUCUUCUGCAGCAAGUGUAUUGUACGAGAAAAUCACCUAAGGAGCCUAUAAAGUGGAGUAGGUUGUGGGAUUUCCAAGAUCUCCACAAUGCCUUGUUAGACAAUCAGCCUCUGCACAAUUUGAAACGUUUGGUUCUCCCUUUCUCCAAAACCCUAGUUGAGAUUCCAGAUAUUGGAGAUGCUCUAAAUCUCGAAUGGCUAGAUCUUGAAGCAUGCAGACAGCUCAAAAAAAUCAAUCCAUCCGUUGGCCUUCUGAGAAAGCUUGCUGUUUUGAAUUUGAAAAACUGCAUAAACCUAGUAAGCUUACCCAAGAACCUAUUGGGCCUGACUUCUCUUGAAUAUCUGAGUGUCUCUGGGUGUUCAAAACUGUAUAAUAAUCAGUUAUUAUAUGAAGGAUGGAAUGGAGAGCAUUCGAAGAAGCUUUGUUUAGUUGAAGCUGCUUUCCAUUCCGAGACAAAAUCCUCUCUUAUAAAAAAUAUGUUUUCGUGGCCUUUGGAUUUGUUGUAUUCCAGAGCACAGAGAGAGUCAGUUAGCUGUUUAACACCUUCCUCUCCUACUCUCUGUUGUUUGCGGGAACUUAAUCUGAGUUUCAGUAACUUAGUUCAUAUCCCUGAUGCCAUUGGAAAGUUACAUUGCUUAGAAAAGCUAUAUUUAAAGGGAAACAAUUUUGUUAUGCUUCCCAGCCUCAAGGACCUUUUCAGACUCUAUAAUUUAAACUUACAGCAUUGCACGCGGUUGAAAUAUUGUCCUGAUCUCCCUUCACGAAUUGACUUGCCCUCAAAACGUUACUUUAGUGUCUUGCCAUAUUCACCUACUAUCAAUGUACUUCAUGUUGUACAACACGACGAAGUUAAUGGAGGAUUAAACAUUUUCAACUGUCCAGAUUUAGUUGAUAGGGAACGAUGCACUAGCAUGGCUGCUUCAUGGAUGAUAAACAUUGUUCAGGCGAACCACCAACACAGAUGUCUUCCAUCAAGUUUUAUGGGUCCAAAUGUUGGAAGUAUUAUCCCUGGAAGUGAAAUACCGAGGUGGUUUAACAGUGAGCAUGUGAGCACCGACAAUUCAAUAAUCAUAGAUGCAUCUCCUGUCGCGCAGGACAAUUAUUGGAUUGGAGUUGUGUGUUGUGUAAUAUUCCAGAUACGGAAAAUGACUUCUCCAACAAAAACACCACUUUCCGGUGAUAAAAUUCCUGUGGAUGGCAUACCUAAUAUUGAUGGCUUGAAAUUGAAAUUUAAAAUACGGGACAUGGAAGAUUUUAGUGAUUUCUUUGAGGAUUCAGGGGAAAUUGGAGAAAAAGUUUUUCCGGUUGAAGUGAAGAAAUACGGCAACCUCAAAAGACUAUGGGAGGACAGAAAGGUAGUUGUACCAACCCGAUCCCAAAAUCCAGAGAUGAUAUUAUCCCUAAACCCUAAAGGGGAAAUGGAGACGUCCUCCAAAUAG